AUGCUGCGGAAGGCAACUGCUGCUCGAGGCGAUGCUUUGCUCAGCAUCUUAUACCGUGUCCCACACCCUCACUCAACUGAUGGCUUAGAGUUACGCUUAAUUAAGAAAAUAGAAGUCAUGAGAGAACUUACCAUCUUCCUACCACAAGACGACAAAGAACAUCCAAGAUGCUUAAUCCCAGAGCUUUGCAAACAGUUUUACCACUGGGGCUGGGUCACUGGGACUGGAGGAGGAAUUAGCAUGAGGCAUGGCAAUGAAAUCUACAUUGCUCCCUCAGGAGUGCAAAAGGAACGGAUUCAGCCCGAAGACAUGUUUGUUUGUGACUUAAAUGAACAGGAUGUAAGUGGACCACCACCAUAUAAGAAGCUGAGAAAAAGUCAGUGUACUCCUCUUUUCAUGAAUGCGUACACAAUGAGAGGUGCCGGUGCAGUGAUCCACACCCAUUCUAAAGCUGCCGUCAUGGCCACCCUUAUAUUUCCAGGAAAGGAGUUUAAAAUUACACACCAAGAGAUGAUAAAAGGAAUACAGAAAUGUACCUCGGGAGGGUUCUACAGAUAUGAUGACAUGUUAGUUGUUCCCAUUAUUGAGAAUACACCUGAGGAGAAGGACCUCAAAGAGAGAAUGGCUCGUGCUAUGAACGAAUAUCCAGAUACCUGUGCAGUGCUUGUCAGGCGUCACGGAGUGUACGUGUGGGGAGACACUUGGCAGAAGACUAAAACCAUGUGUGAAUGCUAUGACUAUUUGUUUGAUGUUGCUGUAUCAAUGAAGAAAAUAGGGCUGGAUCCUGCACAGCAUCCAGUUGGAGAAAGUGGAAUUAUGUAA
This is a messenger RNA of Elephantulus edwardii (Cape elephant shrew), 822 nucleotides long. RefSeq names its product APAF1 interacting protein (gene APIP). Gene Ontology annotation, cellular component: cytoplasm. NCBI's taxonomy places the organism in Eukaryota, Metazoa, Chordata, Mammalia, Macroscelidea, Macroscelididae. Gene Ontology annotation, molecular function: methylthioribulose 1-phosphate dehydratase activity; metal ion binding. The record is from RefSeq and is a predicted model, not a curated record. The transcript has 8 exons. Bases 1 to 822 code for a protein of 273 amino acids.